GAGCCGACGAGGACCCGAAGUUCGAAGCGGCACCGGUGUUUCGAGCGAGCUCCUCUUGCAGGUUGUAAUCCCACCGCAGCAUACGCCAAGUCGCCGCCAUGAAGAACACCGUCGUGACUGUCUUCUUCAGCCUCGCGUCGCUCGCCUGCUGCGCGUUUGCGCUUAUGUACCCGGCGUGGUUCCAGCAAAAGUACGCCAGCGCGAACGCGACCGUCGAGGUCUACCAAGGCUUUGGCCUCUUUGCCUUUUACUCGACGAACGCGCUCCAGACGCCGUUCUACGCGUCAGCGACGACGCUCAAGUACGCCGACUUUUGCGCGGCGAACGCGGCCGGGAAGCCGUCGCCCAAUUGGAUGCUCGGCAACGGCAACGCGAUCGCCGAGAUUGUGUGUGGCUCGGCCAUGACCGCGCUGCAGUACGUCAUGGGCUUCGCGACAGGUAUUGCCGGCCUCGCGCUCCUCGGCGCGAUCGCUGCCACGUACAACCCGUCGACGGGCCUCGCCGAGCGCACGGUCUCGGGCGGCACCUUUCUCGCGUCGCUGCUGCUGCUCACGUCGCUCAUCCUCUGGGCGCUGCAGAUCCAGCAAAAGAUGUACAACGUCGACGUGAUCAACUCGGCGUACCUCGAAUGCAAUGCGGGUGUGACCAACUGGAGCUGCUGGUUCUACGGCUACAGCUUUUGGACGGCGAUCGGAAGCGUCGUUGGCAUGCUCAUCACCAUGUACACGAGCUCGGCCGGCCGCGCGGAAAAGAUCCGCCACUUCCGCAACGAGUACGAGCAGGACCUAGCGAUCGCGCUCCAACAGUCCCUCGAAGCCGCCCAAAACAACGCGUCAUCGCCGCGCACGAUGCAGCAAGCGGGCUACGCCGGCGGCCACUACCAGCAGCAGCACUCGCAAGGCCACGUGGCGCCGUCGCGUGUGUAAACGCGCUUGCGUUCGAUCUCUGUCGUCGCCUUCUUUCUUCCUCCAUUGCCAUAAAAUAUUAGUUUUAGUCCA
Molecule: messenger RNA, 998 nt
Organism: Saprolegnia parasitica CBS 223.65
Lineage: Eukaryota; Oomycota; Saprolegniomycetes; Saprolegniales; Saprolegniaceae
Exons: 3
Coding region: 99-926 (275 amino acids)
Source: RefSeq, a predicted model, not a curated record